CGCUGGCGAGCGGGCCCAGGCUCCUGCGCCUUCCACGCCCGCCUUCUCUCCAGCGCCCCGCGCCGUUAGCCACGUGGACCGACUCCAGCCCGCCGUCCUCACGUGGCUCCAGGGAGGCUAGCGGAGCUUCCCGCUUUUCUGUGCUCAUCCCCUGCCUCUGAGCUGCGUCCCCAUGGCGGCCCUGGUGUUGGAGGACGGGUCGGUCCUGCCGGGCCAGCCCUUUGGGGCGGCUGUGUCGACUGCCGGGGAAGUGGUGUUUCAAACCGGCAUGGUCGGCUACCCCGAGGCCCUCACUGAUCCUUCCUACAAAGCGCAGAUCUUAGUGCUGACAUACCCCCUGGUCGGCAACUAUGGCAUCCCUCCGGAUGAAGUGGAUGAGUUCGGUCUCAGCAAGUGGUUUGAAUCCUCGAGGAUCCAUGUGGCAGGACUUGUGGUGGGAGAGAGUUGCCCCACGCCCAGCCACUGGAAUGCCACCCGCACCCUGCACGAGUGGCUGCAGCAGCAUAACAUCCCCGGUCUACAAGGCGUGGACACUCGGGAGCUUACUAAGAAGUUACGGGAGCAAGGGUCUCUGCUGGGGAAGCUGGUCCAGAAAGGGACAGAGCCUUCAACCCUGCCAUUCUUGGACCCCAAUGCCCGCCCCCUGGUGCCAGAGGUCUCUAUUAAGACUCCCCAGGUAUUCAAUGCAGGGGGUGCCCCUCGGAUCCUUGCUUUGGACUGUGGCCUCAAGUAUAACCAGAUCCGAUGCCUCUGCCAGCGUGGAGCCGAGGUCACUGUGGUACCCUGGGACCACGCCUUAGACAGCCAGGAGUAUGAGGGUCUCUUCCUAAGUAAUGGCCCUGGUGACCCUGCCUCCUAUCCCAGCGUGGUGUCCACGUUGAGCCGUGUCUUAUCUGAGCCUAAUCCCCGACCUGUCUUCGGAAUAUGCCUGGGACACCAGCUGUUGGCUUUAGCCAUCGGAGCCAAGACUUACAAGAUGAGAUACGGGAACCGAGGCCAUAACCAGCCCUGCUUGCUGGUGGGCUCGGGGCGCUGCUUUCUGACAUCCCAGAACCAUGGGUUUGCUGUAGAAACGGACUCCCUGCCAGCGGGCUGGGCUCCUCUCUUUACCAACGCCAACGAUCGUUCCAAUGAAGGCAUUGUACACAACAGCCUGCCCUUCUUCAGUGUCCAGUUUCACCCAGAGCACCAGGCUGGCCCUUCAGAUAUGGAACUGCUUUUUGAUGUCUUUCUGGAAACUGUGAAAGAGGCCACUGCUGGGAACCCUGGGGGGCAGACAGUUCGUGAACGGCUGACCAAGCGCCUCUGCCCCCCUGGCGUUCUCACCCCAGGCUCUGGGCUCCCUCCACCAAGAAAGGUUCUGAUCCUGGGCUCCGGGGGGCUCUCCAUCGGCCAGGCUGGAGAAUUUGACUACUCGGGCUCUCAGGCGAUUAAGGCCCUGAAGGAGGAGAACAUCCAGACGCUACUGAUCAACCCCAACAUUGCCACAGUGCAGACCUCUCAGGGACUGGCCGACAAGGUCUAUUUCCUCCCCAUAACGCCUCACUACGUAACCCAGGUGAUACGUAACGAGCGUCCAGAUGGUGUGUUACUGACUUUUGGGGGCCAGACGGCCCUAAACUGUGGUGUGGAACUGACCAAGGCGGGAGUGCUGGCUCAGUAUGGGGUCCGGGUCCUGGGCACCCCUGUGGAGACCAUUGAGCUGACCGAAGAUCGACGUGCUUUUGCUGCUCGAAUGGCGGAGAUCGGAGAGCAUGUGGCCCCGAGUGAGGCGGCGCAUUCCCUUGAGCAGGCCCAGGCAGCUGCCGAGCGACUGGGGUACCCCGUGCUGGUCCGCGCGGCCUUUGCCCUGGGUGGCCUAGGCUCCGGGUUCGCCUCCAACAGGGAGGAGCUGUCUGCCCUCGUUGCACCAGCCUUUGCACAUACCAGCCAAGUGCUGGUGGACAAGUCUCUGAAAGGAUGGAAGGAGAUUGAGUACGAGGUGGUGAGAGACGCCUACGGCAACUGCGUCACGGUGUGCAAUAUGGAGAACUUGGACCCGCUGGGCAUCCACACUGGCGAGUCCAUCGUGGUGGCUCCAAGUCAGACGCUGAAUGACAGGGAGUACCAGCUGCUGCGACAGACAGCCAUCAAGGUGACCCAGCACCUGGGGAUCAUCGGGGAAUGCAACGUGCAGUAUGCCCUGAACCCCGAGUCUGAGCAGUAUUACAUCAUCGAAGUGAACGCCAGGCUCUCUCGCAGCUCCGCCCUGGCCAGUAAGGCCACAGGCUAUCCACUGGCCUACGUGGCAGCCAAACUAGCUUUGGGCAUCCCCCUGCCUGAGCUCAGGAACUCUGUGACAGGAGGUACGGCAGCCUUUGAACCCAGCCUGGAUUAUUGCGUGGUGAAGAUCCCUCGCUGGGACCUCAGCAAGUUCCUGCGUGUCAGCACGAAGAUCGGAAGCUGCAUGAAGAGCGUUGGUGAGGUCAUGGGCAUUGGACGCUCGUUCGAGGAGGCCUUUCAGAAGGCCCUGCGCAUGGUGGAUGAGAACUGUGUAGGCUUUGACCACACCGUAAAACCAGUCAGCGAUAAGGAGUUGGAGACUCCCACGGAUAAGCGAAUCUUUGUGGUGGCAGCUGCCCUGUGGGCUGGCUACUCGGUGGAGCGUCUAUAUGAGCUCACGCGCAUUGACCGCUGGUUCCUGCACCGAAUGAAGCGCAUCACGGCGCACACCCAGCUGCUGGAACAACAUCGCGGACAGCCAUUGCCCUCGGACCUGCUGCAGCAGGCCAAGCGCCUUGGCUUCUCAGACAAGCAGAUUGCCCUCGCGGUGCUAAGCACGGAGCUGGCUGUUCGCAAGCUGCGUCAGGAACAGGGGAUCUGCCCGGCAGUGAAACAGAUAGACACAGUUGCAGCUGAGUGGCCAGCCCAGACAAACUACCUGUACCUGACGUACUGGGGCACCACCCACGACCUCAGCUUUCGAACACCUCACGUCCUGGUCCUCGGCUCUGGUGUCUACCGGAUCGGCUCCAGCGUGGAGUUUGACUGGUGUGCCGUCGGCUGCAUCCAGCAGCUCCGGAAGAUGGGGUACAAGACCAUCAUGGUGAACUACAACCCAGAGACCGUCAGCACCGACUACGACAUGUGCGACCGGCUCUACUUCGAUGAGAUCUCUUUUGAGGUGGUGAUGGACAUCUAUGAGCUAGAGAACCCUGAAGGCGUGAUCCUGUCCAUGGGCGGGCAGCUGCCCAACAACAUGGCCAUGGCUUUGCAUCGCCAGCAGUGCCGGGUGCUGGGCACCUCCCCUGAAGCCAUCGACUCGGCUGAGAACCGGUUCAAGUUCUCCCGGCUCCUGGACACCAUUGGUAUCAGCCAGCCUCAGUGGAGGGAGCUCAGUGACCUGGAGUCUGCUCGCCAGUUCUGCCAGACUGUGGGGUACCCCUGCGUGGUGCGCCCCUCCUAUGUGCUGAGUGGUGCAGCAAUGAACGUGGCCUACACUGACGGGGACCUGGAGCGCUUCCUGAGCAGUGCAGCAGCCGUCUCCAAAGAGCACCCCGUGGUCAUCUCCAAGUUCAUCCAGGAGGCCAAGGAGAUUGAUGUGGAUGCCGUGGCCUGUGAUGGUGUGGUGGCGGCCAUUGCCAUCUCGGAGCAUGUGGAGAAUGCAGGUGUGCAUUCAGGCGAUGCCACGCUGGUGACCCCCCCACAAGACAUCACCCCCAAAACUUUGGAGCGAAUAAAAGCCAUUGUGCAUGCCGUAGGCCAGGAGCUACAGGUCACAGGGCCCUUCAACCUGCAGCUCAUUGCCAAGGACGACCAACUGAAAGUUAUCGAAUGCAACGUGCGUGUCUCUCGCUCCUUCCCCUUCGUCUCCAAGACACUAGGCGUGGACCUAGUAGCCUUGGCCACCCGGGUCAUUAUGGGGGAAGAGGUGGAACCUGUGGGGCUCAUGACUGGCUCUGGAGUCGUGGGGGUGAAGGUGCCUCAGUUCUCCUUCUCCCGCUUGGCGGGCGCUGACGUGGUGUUGGGUGUGGAAAUGACCAGCACCGGGGAGGUGGCCGGCUUUGGGGAGAGUCGUUGUGAGGCCUACCUCAAGGCCAUGCUAAGCACUGGCUUUAAGAUCCCCAAGAAGAAUAUCCUGCUGACCAUCGGCAGCUACAAGAACAAAAGUGAGCUGCUCCCGAGGGUGCGGCUGCUGGAGAGCCUGGGCUAUCGACUCUACGCCAGCCUGGGCACAGCCGACUUCUACACCGCACACGGCGUCCAGAUAACAGCUGUGGACUGGCACUUUGAGGAGGCUGUGGACGGCGAGUGCCCACCGCAGCGAAGCAUCUUGGAGCAGCUGGCCGAGAAUCACUUUGAGCUGGUGAUCAACCUGUCCAUGCGCGGGGCCGGAGGCCGGCGUCUCUCCUCCUUCGUCACCAAGGGCUACCGCACCCGGCGCCUGGCCGCCGACUUCUCUGUGCCCCUCAUCAUCGACAUCAAGUGCACCAAACUGUUUGUGGAGGCCCUGGGCCAGAUCGGGCCAGCUCCUCCUAUGAAGGUGCAUGUUGACUGUAUGACCUCCCAAAAGCUUGUGCGACUGCCUGGACUGAUCGAUGUCCACGUGCACCUGCGGGAACCAGGCGGGACUCACAAGGAGGACUUCGCCUCGGGCACAGCCGCUGCCCUGGCUGGGGGCGUCACCAUGGUGUGUGCCAUGCCUAAUACCCGGCCCCCCAUUGUCGAUGGCCCGGCCCUGGCCCUGGCCCAGAAGCUGGCAGAAGCAGGUGCCCGCUGUGACUUUGCCCUGUUUCUUGGGGCCUCCUCUGAAAAUGCUGGGACCCUGAGUGCUGUGGCCGGGUCUGCGGCAGGGCUGAAGCUCUACCUCAAUGACACCUUCUCUGAGCUGCGGCUGGACAGUGUGGCCCAGUGGAUGGAGCACUUCGAGACUUGGCCGUCCCACCUGCCCAUUGUGGCCCAUGCAGAGCGACAGAGUGUGGCCGCGGUCCUCAUGGUAGCUCAGCUGACCCAGCGCUCGGUGCACAUAUGUCACGUGGCACGGAAGGAGGAGAUCCUGCUGAUUAAAGCAGCAAAGGCACAGGGGCUGCCAGUGACCUGUGAGGUGGCGCCCCACCACCUGUUCCUGAGCCGUGAGGAUCUGGAGCGCCUGGGGCCUGGGAAGGGGGAGGUCCGGCCUGAGCUGGGCUCCCGCCAGGACGUGGAGGCCUUGUGGGAGAACAUGGCUGUCAUCGACUGCUUUGCCUCUGACCACGCCCCCCAUACCUUGGAGGAGAAGUGUGGGCCCCAGCCUCCGCCAGGCUUCCCAGGGCUGGAGACCAUGCUGCCACUGCUGCUGACGGCGGUGAGCGAGGGCCGGCUCAGCCUGGACGACCUGCUGCAGCGCCUGCACCACAAUCCUCGGCGCAUCUUUCACCUGCCCCUGCAGGAGGACACCUACGUGGAGGUGGAUCUGGAGCACGAGUGGACCGUCCCCAGUCACAUGCCCUUCUCCAAGGCCCACUGGACACCCUUCGAAGGGCAGAAGGUGAAGGGCACCGUCCGCCGGGUCGUCCUGCGAGGGGAGGUGGCCUAUAUCGACGGGCAGGUUCUGGUGCCCCCAGGCUAUGGACAGGAUGUACGGAAGUGGCCUCAGGGGGCCGUUCCCCAGCUGCCACCCUCCACCCCCGCUGCCGGCGAGGUGACCACGACGCCCGAAAGACCCCGCCGGGGCAUCCCGGGGCUUCCUGAUGGCCGCUUCCACUUGCCACCCCGCAUCCACCGAGCCUCUGACCCGGGUCUGCCAGCCGAGGAGCCAAAGGAAAAGUCGUCCCGGAAGGCGGCCGAGCCAGAGCUGAUGGGAACCCCUGACGGCACCUGCCACCCUCCACCACCAGUACCUAGACAGGCGUCACCCCAGAACCUGGGGGCCCCUGGCUUGCUGCACCCCCAGACCUCACCCCUGCUGCACUCACUGGUGGGCCAACAUAUCCUGUCCGUCCAGCAGUUCACCAAGGACCAGAUGUCUCAUCUGUUCAACGUGGCACACACGCUGCGGAUGAUGGUGCAGAAGGAGCGGAGCCUCGACAUCCUCAAGGGGAAGGUCAUGGCCUCCAUGUUCUACGAGGUGAGCACACGCACCAGCAGCUCCUUUGCAGCAGCCAUGGCCCGGCUUGGGGGCGCAGUGCUCAGCUUCUCGGAGGCCACGUCCUCCGUCCAGAAGGGCGAGUCCCUGGCUGACUCCGUGCAGACCAUGAGCUGCUAUGCUGACGUCGUGGUGCUGCGGCACCCCCAGCCCGGAGCGGUGGAGCUUGCAGCCAAACACUGCCGGAGACCGGUGAUCAAUGCCGGGGACGGGGUUGGAGAACACCCCACCCAGGCCCUGCUGGACAUCUUCACCAUCCGGGAGGAGCUGGGGACCGUCAAUGGCAUGACUAUCACAAUGGUGGGCGACCUGAAGCAUGGCCGCACAGUGCACUCCCUGGCCUGCCUCCUCACCCAGUACCGCGUCAGCCUGCGUUACGUGGCACCUCCCAGCCUGCGCAUGCCUCCGGACGUGCGGGCCUUUGUGGCCUCCCGUGGCACCAAACAGGAGGAGUUCGAAAGCAUCGAGGCGGCGCUGCCUGACACAGACGUGCUGUACAUGACCCGGAUCCAAAAGGAGCGGUUCGGCUCCCCCCAGGAGUACGAGGCUUGCUUCGGUCAGUUUAUCCUCACUCCUCACAUCAUGACCCGGGCCAAGAAGAAGAUGGUGGUGAUGCACCCCCUGCCCCGUGUCAACGAGAUCAGUGUGGAGGUGGACUCGGACCCCCGAGCAGCCUACUUCCGCCAGGCUGAGAACGGCAUGUACAUCCGUAUGGCCCUGCUCGCCACCGUGCUGGGCCGCUUCUAGGGCCUGGCUCCCUUGGCCUCAUCUUUGCAGGCCCAGCUCUCGGGCAAGGAAUCUCAGUGCCCCCCACGGGGGCAGCACCCUUAGGAACAUAGACACUUUGGGGCGUCCAGACGGCUCAUGUGCACACACGCACACACGUGCACACACUUCAGGCUCCGGACUGGAGCUCUCUGUCAGGAGGGCGGGGCCUCAGGUGCUGGGGCUCCGUCUGCCCCGUUUCUAUCUCACACCUCAAGUCUGUACAGUUACUUUUCUACUGACUCAAUAAACAACUAAGCUGCCUCUA
Tupaia belangeri chinensis (Chinese tree shrew) is the source of this 7136-nucleotide messenger RNA. It is a transcript of the gene CAD, whose product is annotated as carbamoyl-phosphate synthetase 2, aspartate transcarbamylase, and dihydroorotase. Gene Ontology annotation, molecular function: dihydroorotase activity; aspartate carbamoyltransferase activity; metal ion binding. Bases 173 to 6850 code for a protein of 2225 amino acids. Gene Ontology annotation, biological process: L-glutamine metabolic process; UTP biosynthetic process; L-citrulline biosynthetic process. Gene Ontology annotation, cellular component: cytoplasm; cytosol. The record is from RefSeq and is a predicted model, not a curated record. Lineage: Eukaryota; Metazoa; Chordata; Mammalia; Scandentia; Tupaiidae. The transcript has 44 exons.